This is a messenger RNA of Peronospora matthiolae, 492 nucleotides long. Lineage: Eukaryota; Oomycota; Peronosporomycetes; Peronosporales; Peronosporaceae. The record is from the annotation of a GenBank genome assembly.
AUGGACAACAAUCCAGUCAUGCCCGACCCUGCCGACAUCUCCGCGCUGCAGUCGAACAUCAAGACGAAGGGCAAGAACAGCUACUACUACGCACACAAGCAGCGUGAGAACGUCGAGAUCCACGAGUGGGACGGCAAGGCCGCGCCGCGUCUCCUCAAGACGCAGUCUCUCACGGCGCUCGAGCCUGCUGAAGUAACCGAAGCCAUUGCCAGCUUUGCGUGGGCAGAUGGCAAGAAACGCGUGUCCGUGUACUUGAAACUGCCGGGCAUUGGCUUUCACGCCGAGGAGAGCACGCACAUUGACUGGACAGCCACCAGCCUCUCGGUCAAGAUCAAGAACUUGGACGGCGGCAAGACGCGCGUGUUCGUGGUGGCCAAGCUCUACGCCGAGAUCUCGGACGUCAGGACCAAGCGGUCGGAGGACCAGCUUGUGCUGUACCUUGUCAAGGCCAAGGAGCUGAGUUGGCUCUCGCUGCAGAAGGACGCGGCGUAG